This is a messenger RNA of Etheostoma cragini (Arkansas darter), 819 nucleotides long. RefSeq names its product integrin-linked kinase-associated serine/threonine phosphatase (gene ilkap). Gene Ontology annotation, biological process: protein dephosphorylation. NCBI's taxonomy places the organism in Eukaryota, Metazoa, Chordata, Actinopteri, Perciformes, Percidae. The transcript has 6 exons. Gene Ontology annotation, molecular function: protein serine/threonine phosphatase activity; cation binding. The coding region runs from base 271 to 807 and encodes 178 amino acids. The record is from RefSeq and is a predicted model, not a curated record.
GUUGUCGUUAACGUUGUGGCUAGCUUGUUGCUAAACUGCCUUUCACUCUGGAGCUAACGUUGAGCGUCUCUGCGUCUGAAACAAAUGAGCGCGUUAACCGGCGGGCUGUUGGAAACGUUGAGAUGAUUUAAUGAAACGUUUUACACCGUUUAACGGAGUCUGUUAUCCGACAAACACACUGAGCCAGACAGCUAGCUAGGCUAGGCUAGGCUAGGCUAGGCUAGGCUAGUUAGCUAGUUGGCUAACCGCCGCCUGAGCUAAUCCGUUAGCAUGAUGGAUCUUUUCGACGACCUGCCAGAACCGACGCAACCCUCCGGUCCAGUUCCUGCAGAGCUCACAGCUCGACCACAGACCACCAACGAAGAAGAAGAAGAGUCGGAGAAAAGGUUGAAAAGAAAGCGAGAAGCUGCAGCGUGUCCCGCGGAGGAGAAGGGGGAGCGAGGGGGGGAGGAGGUCAAGAAAGUUUGUAAAGAAGGUCUCCCGGUGCUGAGAGGCUACGUGGCGGCGCGGCGAGGGGAGCGCGAGGAGAUGCAGGACGCUCACGUCCUGCUGCCGGACAUGAGGGACUGUCUGUCCGCUCUGCCGGGACAAGUGUCUCGUGUUUCGUACUUCGCCGUGUUUGACGGUCACGGCGGAGCUCGCGCCUCCCGAUUCGCCGCCGAGCAUCUACACCUCCACCUGGCCAAGAAGUUCCCCGUCGGGACGAGCCUCUCAGCUGAGAACCUGGACAAGCUGAUCAAGAAAUGUCUCCUGGACACGUUCCGGCAGACAGACGAAGACUUCCUGAGGACAGCGUCCAGCCAGUGAAACCAGUGUGGA